GCCCACCGCCUGCCUCCCUAGGAAUGUGGAAUGCACCUGAACUGGAUCCUGCACGAGGAAGAAUGACUGAUCAAAGUCGCCAAGCCACCUGUUCCGGGACAGGUCCGAGAGAACAAUCUUUCCCCAUUCGUUUUAAUAAUCUUUGUAAGCUGGGGCGCAGUUUCACUAAAAGCGACUCGUACAACAAUGGAUUGCUGCCUGCCUGCUGAGAAAGUGGAGAGUCUCAAGAUACACAAAGAAAUAGAGAAACAACUUCGUCGUGAUAAAAGAGUCUCCCGCCGGGAGUUGAAGUUGCUGCUUCUAGGGACUGGUGAAAGUGGGAAGAGCACUUUCAUCAAACAGAUGAGGAUCAUCCAUGGCAGUGGAUACAGUGAAGAUGACAGGAAAGGUUUCACUCGGCUAGUGUUUCAGAACAUUGUCACAGCCAUCCAGUCGCUGAUCCACGCCAUGGGGACUCUACGGAUUGACUACAUCGAUGACCAGAACAUUAGUCACGCACAGAAGCUGAGCCAAAUUGCGGCAGACCAGGUGUCCACUUUGGAGGCUUGGCAGGUGGACGCCAUUAUGCGAGUGUGGAAUGACCAUGGUGUUCAAAGGUGCUACGACCGCAGGAGGGAAUUCCAGUUAUCGGACUCUGCCAAAUAUUACCUGAGUGACUUGGACAGAAUCUCAGGCCAGUCAUACAUCCCCACCCUGCAGGACAUCUUGAGGGUCAGGGUUCCCACCACAGGCAUCAUAGAGUACCCCUUUGACCUGUCAAAAGUUAUCUUCAGGAUGGUGGAUGUGGGCGGUCAGCGUUCAGAGAGGAGGAAAUGGAUCCACUGUUUUGAGAAUGUCACCUCCAUCAUAUUUCUAGCGGCCCUCAGCGAGUAUGAUCAAGUCCUUUACGAGAAUGAGCAAGAUAAUCGACUGCGAGAGAGCGUUGCCUUGUUCAAGACCAUCAUCUCAUACUCUUGGUUCCAGGAGUCCUCCAUCAUCCUCUUUUUGAACAAAACGGACUUGCUAGAGGAGAAAAUCACACAUUCACAUUUGGCAACCUACUUCCCGGCCUUUACUGGGCCUAAGUGUGAUGCUGAAUCAGUGAAAAAGUUUAUCAAACAAAUGUACAUGGACGAGCACCGAGGACAUCCUAAAUCCUUUUAUCCACACUACACCUGUGCCACGGACACAGGGAACAUCCGGGUUGUCUUCAAAGCCGUUGAAGAUACAAUCCGCCAAGAGAACUUUGACUUGUUCAACCUCCAAUAAGGAGGUUGUAGGACCUUUAGGAGUCGGGUUAUACAGUGACUUGUAACUUUUAUGGACAUUUUAUCUGUUGUGCUGUCGGUUGCAGCUUGUUCAAAAACCUCAAAGGGAGCCAAUCAGACAGCAAUGACAGGUAAGAGAUAUUUCUCAUUGCAAUUUAAAAUACAGGCAGUAUAUGGCAUUUAUUAAUAUAAAUGGUAAAAAAAGCAUUAUUUCUAUUGCAACGGGAGAGAAAGGAACAACUGCAAUGUCAGUUAAUUGUCAUACUGGACUUUUACAGAUAAUUCCUUGUAUAACAUUGCUGUUAGAUGGAUAGUAAAUGGUAUGGUAACUCUAGUCUACUAAGAAUGCAACACACCUUGCCUUACAACUCUGUGAGGAGGAAGUAAAAGAAUACCGUGCUAGGACCAACAAUGCUUAAAUUUGUAAUUAUGCUAAUGUUUUUCUGUGCGCAACAAACAUGUAGCCUAUAAAAUGAUACGUCUUUGUUUUCACUAGAUAUUAAAGGCCCGAUAUUGUAAAAAGUAAGAUUUCCAUGUCCUUUUUGGUUAUAAAGCAGGUCGAGACGCCAUAUAAAUACUGUAAAAGAAU
Molecule: messenger RNA, 1836 nt
Organism: Etheostoma spectabile (orangethroat darter)
Lineage: Eukaryota; Metazoa; Chordata; Actinopteri; Perciformes; Percidae
Product: guanine nucleotide-binding protein subunit alpha-14
Exons: 7
Coding region: 187-1248 (353 amino acids)
Biological process (GO): adenylate cyclase-modulating G protein-coupled receptor signaling pathway
Cellular component (GO): heterotrimeric G-protein complex; cytoplasm
Molecular function (GO): GTPase activator activity; guanyl nucleotide binding; G-protein beta/gamma-subunit complex binding
Source: RefSeq, a predicted model, not a curated record